Molecule: messenger RNA, 1824 nt
Organism: Echinostoma caproni
Lineage: Eukaryota; Metazoa; Platyhelminthes; Trematoda; Plagiorchiida; Echinostomatidae
Source: the annotation of a GenBank genome assembly
AUGUCACUUCAAUUUCAGGUGUUAGAAACUGACAAGCAUAACGCGUUGGUUGUACGCGCCGCAAACGUGAUUGAACAACUAGUCAGCGGUUUGGGUUCAAAUUACGCGGCCUAUGCAGAACGCACACUAAGCGCUUGUUUGAAUAAGGCAAAAGGGACCAAUCAACACAUUGUCCAGGCACUUCGGUCCACCUCGCGCGCCGUUUUGCAAACGGUCUCCCUCGAUACUGCAUUACGACCAAUCCUGGCGGCCAUCGGUAGUCCAGCCACAGGGACCCAAAUUGAAGCAACUGGUCUGCUUGCUCACUGUCUGGUUCUCCACAACCCAUCCACGAAACAGGGGGCCGAACUGAACUCAUCUCAACGCGUACGCGUUGUAAAACCUUUACUCACGACCUUGUCCAAACUGUCUCAGCAUCGAACACCGGAAUGUCGUGACGCCAGUUUUCAAGCGUUUGCUGCUACACGUCUAUUCCUAGACAUGUCGCCAUCAAACUUCGCUUCUUUCACCGAUGGUUUACUGGAUGACCAACGCCGAUUGAAAGUAGACGUAGCUUAUGAUAUGCUCAAGAGUAAAGCCGAAACAAUGUGCACAAAUUCAAAACGUGAUGUGCAGGCCUCGUUGGAUUUCACCGAUGAUUUAGAACCGCAGCAAUCCAAGAAGAAGGGCAAAAGAACGGAAAAGUCUAAGAAGAAUCGCAUCCCAAUCGAACUUACGGACGAACCGCCAUCCUCAGGAACUCGAUCUCGACGACCACUUGCAGAAAGGAAUCAGGAAGCAUCAGAGACGACGUCAAAAUCUACCGGGGGUGGUGGCAUAAAUGUGCCCGGAACCCGGAAGCAGAUAUCCAAACCGGCUCCCAAACGUGGUCGUCCAUUGAACAGUGAUGCAUAUGAAGUCCUCUCAUGGGGUGAUUUGUGUGAUCGUUUAUCUGAGUACCUGAACAACAUGGAUUUGGAUCAGUUAAAAUCUACCAAUUGGAAAACUCGGCUGGAAAUUAUGCAGACAUUAAAGAAAAAUGUCCUGAUUCAGUCACCAUCGGGACAACAAAUCAAGUGGCUCAUGCACUUUGUCAUUCAAAGUGAUCGCUUGAAGGACAUCAACUUUCAAGUUCGCAACACUGCUUUAGAUAUCAUUCUGGCCCUUAUCCCGAGCAACAAAAAGACGAUUUCCUCCACUCUGGAUGACCAUUUGGUGGGUCUACUGUGUCAGCACGUGAUCCCCUCACUGGGAGAAGUGAAAUCGACUCCAUCUGCUAAGCAGAUUCUAACUCGUUUGGCAUCUUGUUUGCCGGUGACUGGACAUCUGCUCAGUGCUUUCCAAGGUUCGGUUAAACCGCCACUUCUGGUUGGCAUCAUUGAGUGGCUGACCGAGAAUACAUUGAAUCUUGCCUUGAGCUUCGAUCUCCAGGAAUUGGCAGUAGUUCUGAAAUCUGCGUUUGCCUCAAACAAUCCGUCUGUUCGGAGCUCUGCCAUCCGUUUUGCUGCUCGCGUCCACGUGGCCUCCGGAUCCGAUGGCCAACUACGGCGUUUAUUGGCCGAUGAGAAACCGGCUCUGCUUGCCAGACUAGAUGAGGAACUGACUGUAGCUGAGAGCGAAGCUGCCCAGCGAUCUUCGUCUUCGACAUGUAGAAGAGAGUCCUGUCGUUUGUCUGAUGCACGAUCUUCUUGUUCUUCAUCUAGCGCUGCUGGAUCAGGACAGCCGAAACGAGUAGACGUGACUAUUUUGAAAGGUGAUGCUCCACUAGUUAACAGACUGCUAGCCGAAGGGUCCGCUUCGGACGAUGACGAUGAGAUGAAUUGGUCUGAAACCACUCCGAUGUGA